AUUAAAUUCAUCGGUUUUGAAAACGCAACAAAACGUUGUUAUUUUUGUUUAUAUACAAAAAUCAGACAGAUGGAAAACAUAGCUUGUCAAAUUAACCUCCAUGAGAUGUAAACAAAACUUUAGUAAAAUAAACAACACAUUUUAUUCAAUUUUAUGAGAAAACAUUUCAGUUCGAUUCUGGUUCGAUCAUUGCCCGAAGAAAUUGUAUCGAAAUGUCUCAAAAAUUCUUCGCAAAUCCUUUUGCAGAUUAUAACGAAACCGAGGGAUGUAUCCCAGAUUUGGGGUGCGAUGGAAGAUUUUGUAAAUGUGUAAAUGCUAAAUGGAAAGCUACUGAAGAGCAGUUCCAGUAUUUGGAUUUCAAAGAUUAUUCCGUGUAUACUGGUACAGCGGGUUACGCUUUAUUAAAAUUAAGGAAAGAUCCCAAUAAUCCUAAAAAUUUGAAGGAAAUCAAAAAAUUAUUGUGUUUGGACAAGUUGCGAAGCAGAAGACACACGUUCCUGUGUGGAGACGCCGGUCCACUUGCCGUUGGUAUUGUCGUCAAUGAUAAACUAGGAAAGCACGAAGAAGUGGAUCAUCUGAUUGCAAAAUUGACACUACUCAGUAAAGACGUGUUGAACGUACAUUCAGACUUGCCCAAUGAAUAUUUAUACGGAAGGGCGGGUUAUUUGUACGCCGUUUUAUACGUCAACGAGAACGUUUCUCCGCCGCCUUUUGAAGAUAAUUUCAUCACACAGUUAAUCGAAUCCAUACUAGCCUGCGGUCGGGACAUAGCAAAAGCAGGUCGUUUUAAAUGCCCGCUGAUGUACCAGUGGCACGACAGUUACUAUUUGGGCGCCGCGCACGGUCUGGCUGGAAUUUUGUACCUCCUUUUGCAAGCCAGGCGUUACAUCAACGAAACCGAUUUGAACAACGUCAUUAGACCCACCAUCGAAUAUCUGUUGACGCAAAGGUUUCCAAGCGGAAACUUCCCAUCGUCUAUUGGAAAAGACGUUGAUAAAUACGUGCAGUGGUGCCACGGAGCGCCAGGGUUUGUGUAUAUGUUGACCACUGCGUAUAAGGUGUUUCAAGAUACCAGCUACUUGCAAGCAGCUUUAGAUUGCGGUGACGUAAUAUGGGAGAGAGGUUUGGUGAGAAAAGGUUACAGCCUUUGCCACGGCGUAUCGGGGAACGGUUAUUGUUUCUUGGAGUUGUAUCAAACCACACAAGAGAGAAAACAUCUAUAUAGGGCGACCAAAUUUGCUGAAUGGUGUUUGGAAUACUCGAAACAACAUGAAGAACUGUCUCCGGAUAGACCGUUGUCGUUGUUCGAGGGUAUAGCCGGUCCUAUGUACUUUUUGCUUGAUAUACAGCAACCCAUGGAGGCUAAGUUUCCAGGAUUUAGCUUGGCUUCGGUGUAAUUAUUUCUAAAUUUUCGUUUCAGAUGUUUAUUGAUGUUUAAUAAAAGCUAGUGCUUGUCUAA
Molecule: messenger RNA, 1459 nt
Organism: Psylliodes chrysocephalus
Lineage: Eukaryota; Metazoa; Arthropoda; Insecta; Coleoptera; Chrysomelidae
Source: the annotation of a GenBank genome assembly